AUGGCCAAAUCCAAGAACUCGUCGCAACACAAUCAGAAUAAGAAGGCCCAUAGGAACGGUAUCAAGAAGCCAAAGACUGACCGCUACCCAUCUCUCAAGGGCACAGACCCCAAGUUCCGAAGAAACCACAGACAUGCUCUUCACGGAACCAUGAAGGCAUUGAAGGAGGUUAAGGAGGGCAAGCGGGACUCCGCAUAA
This is a messenger RNA of Trichophyton rubrum CBS 118892, 198 nucleotides long. Its product is annotated as 60S ribosomal protein L29. NCBI's taxonomy places the organism in Eukaryota, Fungi, Ascomycota, Eurotiomycetes, Onygenales, Arthrodermataceae. The coding region runs from base 1 to 198 and encodes 65 amino acids. Gene Ontology annotation, biological process: cytoplasmic translation. Gene Ontology annotation, cellular component: cytosolic large ribosomal subunit; ribosome. The record is from RefSeq and is a predicted model, not a curated record. Gene Ontology annotation, molecular function: structural constituent of ribosome. The transcript has 4 exons.